ACAGUGAUCCUGUCUACUCUGAUCUAUCGUUUGUCUCCUGUCCAUCCCUUAUGCAAGUUCCCGGGACCGCUAUGGCGCCGUAUCUCAAUGAUCGGGCCGGCAUACUCCGCGACGAACGGGCGAAUUCCUCAAGAUGUUCGGAGCCUUCAUGACCAGUAUGGGGAUAUCGUUCGUACAGGCCCGAACGAGCUGCAUAUCCGUGAUCCCACUGUUCUGGCAGCUCUUUGGAGUGUGCCGCGAGGCCCGGGAUUCAUUGGAACAUCCCUAUCUAGGACGAGACAGCCUAUGGUCGGUAUUCAGAAUCCAGAUGAACACCAGCGCAGACGGCGCCCGUGGACGCGCGGGAUGGGUCCAGUCGCGCUCAAGGAAUAUGAACAUAUCAUCGCCAAACGAGGCCAGCAACUGAUGGAACGAUUCGAAGAAAAUAAAGAAGAGGUCUCGCUAGACCAAUGGUUCCACUACUUUGUCUUCGACUUCAUGUCAGACAUGGCAUUUGGUGGAGGCACGGAACUUCUUCGGAAUGGCGAACGUAGUAACCCUUGGUCCAUGCUAGGGAAGAGCUUGCAAAUUGUUGUAGUCUUUUCUCGUCUUCCUUGGCUGGGGGUAUACGUAGGGUACAUCCCCGGUGCAGGUCGUGCACUACGAGCGUUGCAGUCCCGUUCGAGCGAAUUCACUGCUCAACGUGUCAAGCGUGGAUCAACAACCCGCGACCUAUUCUAUUACUUGAACAACGAGGAUCUUCCCAACGUACAGCCGCCGCCGCCCAAUCAUCUCAUUGACGACGGAGUCUUGGCUAUCGUGGGCGGUACAGACACCACUGCAAUCACCCUGACAAAUCUAUUCUACUUCCUUCUCACUCAUCCGGAUGUUUACACCGCGCUGCAAGGAGAGGUGGACAAGUUUUAUCCUCCCGAAGAAGAUGGAUUCAAUCCGAAGUAUCAUCGCGAUAUGACGUAUUUGCAAGCCGUGAUCAAUGAGACCCUUCGCGUCUUUCCCCCGAAUCCCAUGGGCGGCCAACGUCAAGUACUCCCAAAUGGGCCCCCUGUCAUUGUGAAUAACCUCCACAUCCCCCCCGGUACAGUCAUAUGGUUAUCACCCUACACCUACCACCGCGACCCGCGCAGCUUUACCUUACCCGACACCUUCUGGCCGGAACGAUGGCUCAUUGCGUCCGGCCACACAAAACUAGAAGAUGCUCGGCUUCCCACAGGAAGCACGGGCUCGCAUAUCCCGGUGGAGUUCGUACACAAUGACACUGCGUUCUGCCCGUUUGGGGGAGGACCCAUUGGCUGUGUCGGAAAAGGUCUCGCUCUACUGGAGAUCCGUACUGUUACGUGUGCUCUUUUGCAGAAGUUCGACGUUCGGACGCGGCAUGGAUGGGAUUCCCAGGAGUAUUUGAAGAACAUGAAGACGUUUGUCACUUCCGGACGGCGACCUCUGCCAGUAACUCUGACAUUGAGAUGA
Dichomitus squalens LYAD-421 SS1 is the source of this 1464-nucleotide messenger RNA. RefSeq names its product cytochrome P450. The annotation marks the transcript as partial. The record is from RefSeq and is a predicted model, not a curated record. Gene Ontology annotation, molecular function: monooxygenase activity; oxidoreductase activity, acting on paired donors, with incorporation or reduction of molecular oxygen; heme binding. NCBI's taxonomy places the organism in Eukaryota, Fungi, Basidiomycota, Agaricomycetes, Polyporales, Polyporaceae. The transcript has 9 exons.